Molecule: messenger RNA, 1573 nt
Organism: Daktulosphaira vitifoliae (grape phylloxera)
Lineage: Eukaryota; Metazoa; Arthropoda; Insecta; Hemiptera; Phylloxeridae
Gene: Arp10
Product: actin-related protein 10
Exons: 8
Coding region: 279-1397 (372 amino acids)
Biological process (GO): retrograde axonal transport of mitochondrion
Source: RefSeq, a predicted model, not a curated record
UAUAUAAUCACAGAAACAGUUAAAAUAAUUAAUUAUUUUGUUAAAAGUAAAAAUAUAACAAUUCGACAUAUUAUAAUCAAAUAUUUACUUAAGAAGAAAAACGAAACUUCAAUCAAACUCUUAUAACUAUAACACAACGAUUUAAAAUUAAAAAAUUGUGCUUCAAUAAUAAAUUUAUCUAGACUAACUUUGGCAAAAUACUUAUAUUAGAUAAUUUUUAAAGAUAAAUUAUUUAAUUUAAAUGCUAGUGAAGAUUUCAUCGUAACUAUUAAUCAACAAUGAAGAUUGAUUCAGAUUUUUCAACAGAAAAACAAUGUAUAGUUAUAGAUAUUGGAACAAAGUACACAAAAUUUGGAUUUGCUACUGAGCAUUCACCACGAUGUAUUAUUCAAACUCAAAGUGAAAUUGAUGGAAUGAUAGUAACUGAUUUUUACAAUUGCAUAGAUCAACAAAAACUCACUUUAGCAUUAACAAAAUUCAUUCAUAGAUUAUUUUAUAAACAUGCUCUUAUUGCGCCUAAAGAAAAAAAAGUUAUUAUAGUUGAAUCUUUAUUAUCUCCUACUAAAUUUAAAGAGACAUUGGCAAAAAUAUUAUUUAUUAAUUAUGAAAUAGCAUCACUUUGUUUUGUUCCAUCACACUGUGUUGCACUUUUUACUCUUGGUAUUUCUACAGCAUUAGUAUUAGACAUAGGUUAUAAAGAAACUAUACUUAUUCCUGUAUGUGAAGGAGUACCUGUAUUAAAACUAUGGCAGGCAAUGCCAUUAGCUGGGGAAUCAGUAGAAAAACAAAUUAAAAAUCAAAUAAAUGUUAACGAAUUAACAGCUGAAAAAUCUACAAAUGACAUUAUUGAAGAUAUAAAAGUCAGAAGUUGUUUUGUAACAAAAUUAAACCGAAGCAAAAAUUUAGUUGAAGGAAAAGAUGUUAAUCCCCUUACAACUGAUGCAAGUUAUCAUAUCAAUGGAGAGAUAUCUAUUACAAUUCCUGGUAGAGUAAGAGAAACUGCGUAUGACAUACUGUUUGAAGAAAAUAUAGAUGAAAUGUCUAUAACUACGAUGAUACUUGAAACUAUUAAAAAUAGUAAUGUUGACAUGCGACUUAAGCUUGCUGAAAAUAUUUUUCUUAUUGGUGGUACAACAAUUGCUAAAGGAUUUAAGGCAAGGCUUAAAGAAGAACUUCAAGAAAAAGUCAAUUCAUCUAAGUAUCAAAACUUAAAGAUUUCCAAGUUUAAAUUCCAUAUUGCUCCUGUUUAUGAAAAUUAUGUAGCUUGGCUUGGAGGGUCCAUAUUUGGUAGUACUAACAAUUUAAAUAUUCUUUCACAAACAAGAGAAAAUUUCUUAAAAGAAAAUUUUAUACCAGACUGGCCUACUACACAUACAAGACCAAAAGUUGAACAAUAAUGUCAUCCGGGCACCAUGAUUUUAUAUUUAUUACUUUAAAUAACAUGUGUUUAUCCAUAACCAUAAAUUAAAGUAAACAUUACAUUAACAGAAAUAUAACAAAAAAAUAAAAAUAAAUUAAAAAUUAAACAGUUAUAAGUUUAUGGAAAUAAUAAAUAAAAUGCAAUUUUUUGGAA